AUGGGUCGUGAAGUCAGUGCUGGUGGUGGACAGAGUUCCUUGGGCUAUUUAUUUGGUGGCGGGGAGACUGCUGCUAAGAAUGUGGGACACACUGCUAGCAAUAACCUUUCUCCAAAGCUUGCUUCUACUUCACCACCAAUUGAUAAGCAGACUCCAACAGGAAUUCAUGAAAAUCUUAAGAACAAUUACUACCGAGCAGAUGGGCAGAAUUGUGGUAACUUUAUCACGGAUCGACCAUCCACUAAAGUCCAUGCCGCCCCUAGUGGUGAAUCUUCCUCGGGCUAA
Populus trichocarpa (black cottonwood) is the source of this 285-nucleotide messenger RNA. Its product is annotated as protein SPIRAL1-like 1. Lineage: Eukaryota; Viridiplantae; Streptophyta; Magnoliopsida; Malpighiales; Salicaceae. Gene Ontology annotation, cellular component: cortical microtubule, transverse to long axis. The transcript is spliced from 2 exons. Gene Ontology annotation, biological process: cortical microtubule organization. Bases 1 to 285 code for a protein of 94 amino acids. The record is from RefSeq and is a predicted model, not a curated record.